AUGAAGCACCAAAUCUAUCUCUUCUUCUCUUUCUUCUCCAUCUUUUGUGCUUUGAGCCUAUGCCAUGGAUCUGCGGUGGCCCAAAUCAAUGGUCCUGGAAAUGCCACAGUGCCGGUCCAUGUCGGGGUAGUUCUUGAUUUGGAAUCAUGGGUUGGAAAGAUGAGUAUGAGUUGCAUUUUCAUGGCGGUCUCCGAUUUCUACGCCACCCAUAGUUAUUACACCACAAGGCUUGUUCUCCAUACGAGAGACUCGAAGAAUGACACCGUUGCAGCUGCGUCUGCAGCACUUGACUUGCUAAAUAAUGUAGGAGUGCAAGCAAUCAUCGGACCGCAGAAGUCCACCCAAGCCCAUUUCAUGGUGGAUCUUGGAAGUAAAGCUCAUGUGCCCAUCCUUUCAUUCUCCGCUGUCAGCUCUUCUCUCUCUCCCAUCAGAACUCCAUAUUUCAUCCGGACAGCACAGAAUGACUCCUCACAAGUGAAAGCGAUUGCAGCCAUCAUUCGAUCCUUCAGAUGGAGGUCGGUCAUCCUUAUUUACGAAGACACUGAUUAUGGAAAUGGACUUGUUCCAUAUCUUGUCGAUGCCUUUGAAGAGACCGACACACGGAUCUCUUAUAGGAGUGUGAUUCCUCUUUCAGCUCCCAACAAUCAAAUCACUGGAGAGCUUUACAAGUUGAUGACAAUGCAAACGAGAGUAUUCAUCGUCCACAUGUCAUAUUCACUUGCCUCCCGCUUCUUUUUGAAGGUGAAUGAGUUUGGAAUGAUGGGCGAAGGUUACAUAUGGAUUAUAACGGAUGGUUUAACAAAUCUUCUUGAUUCCUUGGAUUCUUCAGUCAUUGAUUCAAUGCAAGGUGUUUUGGGUGUAAAACAGUAUGUUGAUAAAACAAAAGAGAUGGGUGAUUUCAUGGUUAGAUGGAGAAAGAAUUUCAUCCAGAUGAAUCCCAAUUUUGAUAGAGCAGCGCUUAGUAUUUUAGGCAUUCGAGCAUAUGAUACAGUGUGGGCACUUGCAAUUGCCGCAGAGAGAGUUGGGGCGGAGAAAUCCUACUUCCAAAAGCCAGAAAUUGGAAAAAAUUCAACGGAACUGGUGGGAGUCUCUCAAACGGGUCCGAAACUUCUCUGCGCCAUCAAAAAGAUGAAAUUCAAAGGAUUGGGCUGUGAAUUCCAUUUAGUGGAUGGCGAGUUACCAUCCUCGGCCUUCCAGAUAGUCAAUGUUAUUGGAAAAGGGGAGAGGAAGGUUGGAUUUUGGACUCCAGACCAUGGGAUUUCACGGGUCUUGAACAUGAAUCUUGAGAAGAUUUAUUCAACCAACAUGGCGGAUUUUGGUCCGAUCAUCUGGCCAGGAGAUACGUUCAUGACACCAAAGGGAUGGGUGAUACCAACGAGUGGGAAAAAGCUAAGAAUUGGCGUUCCUAUAAAACUAAGGUUCACCGAAUUCUUGAAGGUGAAGAAGGAUUCUAUCACAAAUGCAACCACUGUUACUGGAUACUGCAUCGAUGUAUUCAAAUCAGUAAUGGAGGCACUUCCAUAUGCUGUCCCUUACGAGUUCAUUCCCUACCAAAAAGCUGAUGGACGGAGGGCUGGCAGCUAUGCCGAUCUUAUUUACCAAGUAUAUCUACAGAAAUUCGAUGCAAUGGUAGCGGAUACGACAAUCACAGCCAACCGAUCUUUAUACGUAGAUUUUACAUUACCGUACACCGAAUCAGGCGUGGCAAUGGUAGUUCCAAUAAAAGAUGAUGAGAGUAAGAAAGCGUGGAUUUUCUUGAAGCCUUUGACGGUGGAUCUUUGGCUGACUAGCGGGGUUUUCUUUAUCUUUACUGGCUUUGUGGUGUGGAUCCUUGAACAUCGGUUAAAUGAUGAAUUUAGGGGCCCACCUUCCCAGCAACUUGGCAUGAUCUUCUGGUUCUCCUUCUCUACGCUCGUCUUUGCACACAGCUCAAAGCUGGUCAAUAACUUGUCUAGAUUUGUGGUGAUCAUAUGGGUGUUUGUGGUGCUGAUACUUACAUCUAGUUACACGGCCAGCUUAACUUCAAUGCUGACGGUUCAACAGCUUCAGCCAACCGUCACUGACAUCACUGACCUAAAAAAGAACGGGGACUACGUGGGCCAUCAAAAGGGGCCAUUCAUGACACAGUUCAUGAAGCACUUUGAUUUUGACGAAUCUAAGCUCAAGCCCUACACGACUCCUGAAGAAUAUGCCGAGGCGUUGUCGAAAGAUGGCAGUAAUGGUGGCGUUUCUGCUGUUUUUGACGAGAUCCCUUACCUGAAACUCUUCCUUGCAAAGUACUGCGAUAAGUACACCAUGGUCGGCCCAACCUACAAAACAGGAGGAUUUGGCUUUGUCUUCUCCAAAGGUUCCCCGCUGGUCACAGAUGUUUCCAGGGCAAUCUUGAAUGUAACAGAAGGCGAUACAAUGGCAGCAAUCGAGCGAAAAUGGUUCGGCCAUCAGACCACUUGUCCAGAUCAAUCGACCACCAUCGCUUCAAAUAGUCUUACGCUUGCUAGCUUCCGUGGCCUUUUCCUCAUUGCCGGCAUUGCUUCCACAUCUGCUCUCGUAAUCUUCUUGGUUUCCUUCCUUCUUGAGCAUAAGCAUGUCUUGAUUGCCGAUGAUUCCAACAGCUCCAUUUGGAAAGUACUCAUUGCCUUGGCACGGUGGUUUGAUCAGAAAGAACUCUCCGCGCGUACCCUUAGGAGGACGGACCAUAAUAAUGGACUUGUGGUGAGCACUACUCCUGUUCAGGCAUCGCCCGCUUCGCAGUGGCCAUUGAGCAAUUCCAACUGUACAAGUGGAAGAUUUGAUCCACAAGAAGAUGAAGAGAUAUCCUCUAUAGUUUUUGCCUUUCCAAAUCCUAGUGCUUCGUCCUCGGCAGAGAUGGCUGAUGCAAAUGUCUAUCCUCAGCAAUCCUCGGCAGAGAUGACCAAUGUAAAUGUCUAUCCUAGGCAAUCCACUGAUUAGCAUCUAACUAAAUUUUUAAUUUUGAUUUGUAAAAUUAAUAUAUUUAAGGAAAAAUUAGGGUCAAAAUCACGGCUACGAAC
Magnolia sinica is the source of this 3029-nucleotide messenger RNA. Its product is annotated as glutamate receptor 2.7-like. The transcript is spliced from 5 exons. Bases 1 to 2949 code for a protein of 982 amino acids. Lineage: Eukaryota; Viridiplantae; Streptophyta; Magnoliopsida; Magnoliales; Magnoliaceae. Gene Ontology annotation, molecular function: glutamate-gated receptor activity. Gene Ontology annotation, cellular component: plasma membrane. The record is from RefSeq and is a predicted model, not a curated record.